AUGGCGUUCCAGGCCUCGAUUCCCCGGCCAAAUGUGGCCGCAUUGGCAUCAGACCUUUGGCCCUCAAUGUCGACUGUGAUCGCUUCCCCCCUCAAGAAAUCUGCCUCGGCGCCGAUGACGAUGGCCCGGAUGCGCAACAUCCGGCAACAAUCCACCGUUGCUGGAAAAACCUACGCGUAUGCACCUCGUUCAACCUCGUCGCUCUACUAUGAAAAAAAUCCCCUCUGGUCUACGCCCAAGGCAUCCGUUGCCCCCGUCGUUACGACUUCUGCAGCCCGGUUGUUGUCCACAUGGGCUCCUCGUCGCCCCAAUACAGUCUCUGGACCUUCCCAGCUCCAGCAGCAGCGAUUCUUGUUUGGUGGUCCCUCGCAGAGUAUGUUGGCUCAAAAGGAAAAGACUGCGAACAACAACCCGGGUAGUGCGACUGCGCAGAACAGCUUCUAUCAGGCUCUUCUCCGAGCAAACAUGCCCGCUUUCAUCAUUGAACGGUACCGCAGUGGCCAAUUCGCCAGUAAUGCUGCAUCCGAAGCCAUCUACGCCAAGGCGUUAGAGCGCGCUGGCGAAUCGGGUGCGCUGGCAGGUCAGGGCCAGACUCUCAACACGGAUCAGCUUCAAGCUAUUGGUCAAGCUGUCGCUGCUCGAUCUCACGGUGGUCAAAUUGGUAUGGCGAACAAGCCCAACGGUACUGGUGCAAAGGAGGCUCCCCUCUAUGUUGUAGUGGAGGAGUCCCUGGGUAAUACUGUCUUCCGCUGGGUCAAGUUUCUUCUCAUCUUUGGUUUCUUCACUUAUCUGUCACUUGUCCUGGUCACCAUCUUGGUUGAAACGACCGGUGUUUUGAAAAACAUCCGCGGUCAACAGAACAAUGAAGCCCAACCCGAAAAGCAAACUGUGCGUUUCAGUGACGUUCACGGCUGCGAUGAGGCCAAGGAUGAAUUACAGGAGCUGGUCGAAUUUUUGCUCAACCCGGAACGCUUCUCCUCGCUCGGUGGAAAACUCCCCAAGGGUGUCCUCUUGGUUGGUCCUCCCGGUACCGGUAAGACACUCUUAGCCCGUGCUGUGGCUGGCGAGGCGGGAGUUCCGUUCUUUUACAUGUCUGGCUCCGAGUUCGAUGAAGUCUAUGUCGGCGUUGGCGCCAAACGAGUACGUGAUCUGUUUACGCAAGCCCGCAGCAAGUCUCCGGCCAUCAUCUUUAUCGACGAACUGGACGCCAUAGGUGCCAAGCGAAAUGAGCGUGAUGCUGCCUACGUCAAGCAAACGCUCAACCAGCUUUUGACCGAGCUCGAUGGUUUCUCUCAAACAAGUGGCGUCAUUAUCAUCGGUGCGACAAACUACCCGCAAUUGCUCGACAAGGCAUUGACUCGACCUGGUCGUUUCGAUCGCAAGGUCGUCGUUGGUCUUCCGGAUGUUCGUGGACGCAUGGAUAUUCUGCGUCAUCACAUGAAGAGUGUUCAGAUCAGUACCGAUGUGGACGUUGGUGUCAUUGCCCGUGGUACCCCUGGCUUCUCCGGUGCUGACCUGGAGAACCUGGUCAAUCAGGCUGCGAUUCAUGCUAGCCGCGACCGUAAGCCCAAGGUCGGUCCUCUGGACUUUGACUGGGCCAAGGACAAGAUUAUGAUGGGUGCCGAGGCUCGCAGCCGGAUCAUCCAGGACAAAGAUAAGCUUUUGACCGCUUACCAUGAGGCUGGUCAUGCGCUGGUUGCCUACUUCUCACGCUCCGCCACCCCCUUGUACAAGAUCACCAUCGUUCCCCGCGGCAUGGCCCUGGGUAUCACACACUUCCUGCCCGAAAUGGACACUGUCUCUCGCAACUACACCGAGUAUCUUUCCGAUAUUGACGUGGCUAUGGGCGGCAAGGCUGCCGAGGAACUGAUCUUCGGGGCGGAAAAUGUCACCAGCGGUAUUUCAGCGGAUAUCCAACAAGCCACCGAGACAGCCUUCACAUUGGUCACCCGAUUUGGUUAUUCCAAGAAGCUUGGAAAUGUGGACUUGUCCACCAAUUACGACAGUCUUUCUUCGGAAACGAAGCAGGAGAUUGAGGCGGAAGUGCGACGCCUCGUAGAGGAAGCCCGUGCACGCGCUACCAAGAUCCUGACGGAGAAGAGAGAGCAGCUCGAGAUCCUUUCCAAGGCCUUGAUCGAGUAUGAGACCUUGACCAAGGAAGAAAUGGAACAGGUGCUUCGGGGCGAGAAAUUGGACAAGAUGUCGAUUGCGCCAGAUACACCAAUCAGAGUCCCCGACGCUCUGCAGGCUGCUGGAUUCAACGCCAACGCGACUGGCGAUGUCCCUCCCACCGCCACAGAGUAG
Molecule: messenger RNA, 2304 nt
Organism: Penicillium oxalicum
Lineage: Eukaryota; Fungi; Ascomycota; Eurotiomycetes; Eurotiales; Aspergillaceae
Product: i-AAA protease YME1
Exons: 5
Coding region: 1-2304 (767 amino acids)
Biological process (GO): protein quality control for misfolded or incompletely synthesized proteins; mitochondrion organization
Cellular component (GO): mitochondrial inner membrane
Molecular function (GO): metalloendopeptidase activity; ATP binding; ATP-dependent peptidase activity
Source: RefSeq, a predicted model, not a curated record